Molecule: messenger RNA, 845 nt
Organism: Brassica napus (rape)
Lineage: Eukaryota; Viridiplantae; Streptophyta; Magnoliopsida; Brassicales; Brassicaceae
Exons: 1
Coding region: 349-630 (93 amino acids)
Source: RefSeq, a predicted model, not a curated record
AAUAUGUAUCAUAAUGUUUUUUUAUCUGAUACUCCAGAUUAAUUAAUUACAUAUUACAAAUGAGGAAAAUCUUAAUUUAUUAUGAAUAUUGACUAAAUAAUAACUUAUGAUGGUAUAGUAAGAUUACAAAGAGGUAAAAGCAAAAGAAAAAAAAAGCUUGAGGAGCAAAUAUGAAAUAAAAUAAAACACAGAGCAACAAGGAAGAAAAAAAAGCCCCCCUCAAGAUAAGAAAGCUGAGACUUUCUUGCAUCGUAUAAAUACGUCGAGGCUUGAAAAAGUUCAUUCAUCAUCGUUAUCGUCUCCAAGUCUCUCCUCUCUAUAGGAGGAAGAGAACACAAUCUCCAAAGAAUGGGGAAAUACGCGGAGCUGUUGGAUGCAGGCGUGAGAAUAGCGGCGAGGUUUCACUCUCACUGUCCUCAGACGGCGCGUCUCUAUUACCAUCCUCCUUCCGACAACCACCACCAUCACGGCGUCACCGACUUAAUCGGAGGUGGGGUUUUCAGUGGUUCGGGUCAAGAUUCGACCGGGUUGGUAGGUGGGUUAGGAACCGGAACUGCUGCUAGUUGCGGUCUAAAGCCUUCUCAAGGGUAUGAAGACGCUAGAGAUCUCUUGUUAUUCUCUUUUGUCUGAUUUAUUUCUCCAAAAAAAUGAAAAAAUAAAAUAAUUAUUAUAAAUUUUUGAUGAGCCAAGUUUUGAUUUUGAUUUUCUUUUUCUGUUUGCUUUAUUGAUUGAGACAGCUGUUCUUAUGAGGUUCCGUGAUACAUUUUGUUUCUUGCAUGUUCUGUAAUGGUACAUGUCUUGUUUUGUAUUAUAACUAAACGAUAGAAGAAGACUCAUGGAUUCAA